CAUGGUACAUCGACAUCGUCAACUAGGAGUUUGACUGGUAGUAAUAACAGCAUACGUGAGAGAGGUUCACCGAGUAUCUGGAGUAUGCAGUCUGGUAUUCGACGUGGAAUGUUGGAUCCAAUGUUGAGAAGGCUGAGAAUAACUAUACCACAACGAAUGGAAAUAAUGCAAAGCGAAAUAAUCGAAGUUAAAAAUAAAUUAUUGUUACUCGAACGAUCCGGGAAAAAGGAAAAAAAUAAAUUAAGUGCAGAAAUCGAAGGAUUGGAAAUAUGUAUUCGUGAGAUCAAAGAUACGAAGAAUAGAUUUGAAAGAGACAUCGUUAUCGGAGGAGUCGAUCGUAUUACUGGCAAAAUACCAGCCGAAACUGUUAUCAAGUUUAUCAAGGAUUGGUUGAAAAUGAUCGAAAAAACGGUGGAGAAAAUUAGAUUGAAAAAUACCAUGACAAAAUUACAAAUAAUAAAAGCGAAAAAACAAUUGAUUCAAAGAGAACAGCUUGGUGAAGAUCUUCGUCCUGUUGAUUUCGAUCAAUUAAAAAUACUACGUGACGAUUACAAAAGAAAAAUCAAACAGAGUGCGGUAUAUAUACUUCAGAUAAAAAAAGUUAUAGGCCAUUAUAAUACGGCAUUGACUAAACACAAACGAAGACUGGCAUAUCUUACAUCUGAAUUCAAUUCGAUUGCAAGAGAAAUUAAUUCUAACAAACUUCAAGCGAAAGAUUUGGAAUCGAAAUGUUUAAUGAACGAAAUUGAAAUAAAACAUGCUGAAGAACAAGUGAAAUCAAUGAAGACAUUGAUGGAAGAAUAUGAAGUGCCAACAAUAUUAGAUUUCAUCAAAUUAAAAAUGGAGAUUCGUACUUUACAAAAGACAUUCACUUAUUUGAAAAGACGUGCAAAUAUUGAACAAACAAAUUCAACUAAGUAUUAAGCGAAAAAAAAAAUAAAGUAAUAAAAAAAAUAAAAAAUAAAAAAAAAGAAGAAGAAGAAAAAAAUAAUGAUCCAUCCACACGUAUAUAAAAUUAUUCGUAUUUCAAGGCUAAAAAUAUUAUUUUAUGAAGAUCAAAGGAUACGAUAGCGUAUGAAUAAUAAGAUAUAAUUAAUGGUUUCGUACAAAAGAAAUAUGAUCGUUUUGAUGUAUCAUGAAAAAAUAAAAAGAAAUGAAUUAAAAAAAGAACAAGAAGACAUAGGAAAAAGAAAAAAAAAAAAAGAAUUAAAAAGAAAAGAAAAAAGAUCCAUUUGGUAAUUAUAUAAACGAAAUCAAGCAAAAGUUCAUUAAUCAAUGCGACAAACGUCUUACGAAUUGUGACAUAAAAAAUGUCCUUGCACGUUCCUUUACAGAAAAAAAAAAAGAAAAGAAAAAGAGAGAGAGAGAGAAAAAGUACGAAGAACGUGAUUAUGUUCUUAGAAAGAGAGAGAAAGAGAGUAAUUAUCUUACGGUUAUGUCGUCACAGAUUACGCCACUGGAUAAUUACAAAGUUACGGUACGUCUUCGGAACGCAAAACAAGCUCGACAUUUAUCAAUUAUACUUUCGAUUUGGAACAACCAUAGAAAUAAAUAAUCCCAAUCGAAUUUAACGUACGCUAAAAAAAAAAAAAAAAAAAAAAAAGAAAUAAAAAUAUUCAUCGCA
This is a messenger RNA of Vespa velutina, 1624 nucleotides long. RefSeq names its product coiled-coil domain-containing protein 113-like. Bases 85 to 924 code for a protein of 279 amino acids. Gene Ontology annotation, biological process: cilium assembly. Gene Ontology annotation, cellular component: axoneme; ciliary basal body. NCBI's taxonomy places the organism in Eukaryota, Metazoa, Arthropoda, Insecta, Hymenoptera, Vespidae. The transcript is spliced from 5 exons. The record is from RefSeq and is a predicted model, not a curated record.